This is a messenger RNA of Aedes aegypti (yellow fever mosquito), 1049 nucleotides long. Its product is annotated as sulfotransferase family cytosolic 1B member 1. Lineage: Eukaryota; Metazoa; Arthropoda; Insecta; Diptera; Culicidae. Gene Ontology annotation, molecular function: sulfotransferase activity. The record is from RefSeq and is a predicted model, not a curated record. The transcript has 3 exons. Gene Ontology annotation, biological process: sulfation. Bases 29 to 763 code for a protein of 244 amino acids. Gene Ontology annotation, cellular component: cytoplasm.
CUGAAUCUUAUAAAGAACCAACCAACUAAUGACCAUUUUUUUCAGAUUUCACAUGUUCAUGCAUGACAAAACGAAGGAACAGUUUCUUGAGGAAAACGAAAAUCAAUCCUGUAAACAGUUUAUAGAACAAGCAUCCAGGCCAGCUUAUGAGCUAUUAACAUCUGUAACAACUCGGAGAUUUAUAAAAACUCAUUUCCCCUUUUCACUACUACCACCAAGUAUAUUUACAGCUGGGGCAAAGGUAAUCUAUGUUGCGAGGAAUCCAUCAGACGUUGUUGUGUCAUAUUACCACCUUAACAGAUUAUAUCGUACCCAAGGCUAUCAAGGAGACUUCAAAACAUUCUACGACUACUUUGAAAACGAUUUGACUCCAUGGUCACCAUAUUGGACGCAUGUGAAGCAGGGAUGGCAAGCACGCAGCUUGCCGAACGUUCUUUUUAUGUUCUAUGAAAAUAUGAACAAAAAUUUAUCGGAAACCAUACGAGUCGUUGCCAAUUUCCUUGAUAAAAAUCUUUCUGACGAAGAUGUGGCGAGACUAGUAGAUCAUUUGAGUAUCGAAAAUUGCAAAAAUAAUCCAUCUAUGAACGGGGCAGAACUAAAAGCAGUAGGCAUUCUGAAUCACAAUACUCAGGGUUUCAUAAGAAAAGGUAGAGUGAAUUCUUCAGAACAAGAGCUAACUGACGAACUAAAACAGCGUAUUCGUAAAUGGACAUUGUAUAACUUGGAAGGUUCUGAUUUGAGAUUUCCUACACACAGUUCAUGAUUCUCAGCAGUAGAAAGCAAUACAACGCAUCGACAUGGAACGGCAUCGAAGAGAAAUGUUCGUCAGCUCAGUCCACCAGAGAUCACAUCGCCACCACUCAAGAGAGUUGAUAGAAAACGAGCGGAUACAAACCAUAGCGAUAAUGAAAGCGAGAGUGGCGUGGAUUAUAAAACAGUCAGCAGUAUAAACGUUUCGGAUUCAGAACCAGAGCCAGCUCCAGACGAUAAUGAGAAGUGAAUUAUUCGCUUUAGAAGGAAUACGAAAAUAACAGAAAGGAAACUGAAAA